Messenger RNA from Saccoglossus kowalevskii, 1171 nucleotides. Its product is annotated as bestrophin-4-like. The record is from RefSeq and is a predicted model, not a curated record. Gene Ontology annotation, molecular function: chloride channel activity. NCBI's taxonomy places the organism in Eukaryota, Metazoa, Hemichordata, Enteropneusta, Harrimaniidae.
UGACUGAGAGCGAGCGAAAGACGUACGAGCACAUGCCCACCCCUCAUGUAAAAUGGUGGCUGCCGAUAUCAUGGUGCUGUAAUUUGGUAGGCAGGCUGAAAGCAGACGGUAAGGUGGAUGGUGAAAUGGCUGACUUGUUGCUGAAGGAAAUUCAAGCCCAUCGUCAGGCAUGUGGUGCAAUGAUGGAUUAUGAUUGGAUAAGUAUACCAUUAGUCUACACUCAGGUCGUCACUAUAGCGACGUAUACAUUCUUCUUAGCAAAGCUAUUUUCCUCACAGUUUCUGGAGUCGUCAACCGAGGUUGAUCUCUACUUUCCGAUUAUACUGGUGUUUGAAUUUCUGUUUUACUUUGGCUGGUUGAAGGUUGCGGAAGUCAUUAUAAACCCAUAUGGAGAUGACGAUGACGAUUUUGAAAUUAAUUAUAUACUUGACCGUACUUAUCAGAUUGGCCUGCUUAUCGUCGACGACUGCUACGACAUGGUGCCGGAACUGGAAAAAGACAAAUAUUGGGUUACUCCCGAUUUCUGCUUGCCCAACUGUAAAUCCACUACUGCCGAUAACCAGGGCAAGGCAUGGUUAGGUUCUACAGUUCCAGGGGGCUUAUUGUUAAGUGCAAAACACUUUAUUUUAGGACACACCUGGAAUGGAUUUGCAAAAAAUAUAAAUCACAAAUAUUCAGCCGCAAAAGUUGCACUUCAAAUGACCCCUGGUGUAGACCCCCAGACAGAAAUUAGCGCGUCGUCGGAUUACGAUCAAACAUGGGCAGCCAAGCGAGAGGCUGGUUUCAAUGGGAACGACGACGACAUUCCAAUGCAAGAACUACCAGACAAGUCCAUAGAUGACAAGCCACGAAAAUAUGAGCUAAGACUGAGUAAGAAGGGUCCAUCGAAUGAUACUGUCGAAGUGAAGAUGCCCUGUGGUGUGUGUCUGGGGAUCAAAGAAGGCACACUUAAAGAAGUUGAACAUUUGGAUCACCCAACCAAAUGAUUGAACACGGGAUUAUAGAACAUGGUUCUCUAAGAACCAAUCACAAUUGAUUUAGAUAAAAGCACAGUCAUUGGAGAAUGACUUAGAAUCCAAGUCAAUCUACGUGAUACAUUGUUAGCUAUAAUUUCAAUUUGAAUGUUUGUUACAUUAUAUAAUCUACAUAUAAUAUGAUUGCAUGAUUUUAA